This is a messenger RNA of Hibiscus syriacus, 681 nucleotides long. Its product is annotated as 40S ribosomal protein S8-like. Gene Ontology annotation, cellular component: cytosolic small ribosomal subunit; ribosome. Bases 1 to 681 code for a protein of 226 amino acids. Lineage: Eukaryota; Viridiplantae; Streptophyta; Magnoliopsida; Malvales; Malvaceae. The transcript is spliced from 2 exons. Gene Ontology annotation, biological process: maturation of SSU-rRNA from tricistronic rRNA transcript (SSU-rRNA, 5.8S rRNA, LSU-rRNA); translation. The record is from RefSeq and is a predicted model, not a curated record. Gene Ontology annotation, molecular function: structural constituent of ribosome.
AUGAGCUCCUAUAAAUGGGGAAACGAUACAACAACUAAAGUGGGGGCUUCCACUUUACCUGAAAACACAAAGCUGUCCAGCAACAAGACCGUAAGGAGGAUUCGUGUUCAUGGUGGAAACGUGAAGUGGCAUGCACUGAGUCUUGACACAGGAAACUACUCAUGGGGAAGUGAGGCCGUGACUCGGAAUACCAUGAUUUUGGAUGUGGUGUAUAAUGCAUCUAAUAAUGAGUUUGUUCGUACUCAAACUUUGGUGAAGAGUGCCAUUGUUCAGGUUGAUGCUGCUCCAUUCAAGCAGCGGUAUCUCCAGCACUAUGGUGUUGACAUUGGUCACAAGAAGAAAGAAAUUGCUGGAGGAACCAAAAAAGAGGGAGAGGAAGGUGAAACUGCUACAGAAGAGGUGAAGAAGAGCAACCAUGUCUUGAGGAAGCUGGAGAAGCGUCAACAGAAUCGCAAGCUUGACUCUUAUAUUGAGGACCAAUUCAGUAGUGGUCGUUUAUUGGCUUACAUUUCUUCACAACCUGGCCAGUGUGGUCGUGUUGAUGGGUAUAUCAUGGAGGGCAAAGAGCUAGAAUUCUACAUGAAAAAGAUCCAGAAAAACAAGGAAAAGAGAUCAGUUAUCCACGCCAACUCAUUCGCAGAUAUAAUUGUUGUCGAGGCUGCCCCCACUCAAUCAAAUUGA